Molecule: messenger RNA, 384 nt
Organism: Brassica napus (rape)
Lineage: Eukaryota; Viridiplantae; Streptophyta; Magnoliopsida; Brassicales; Brassicaceae
Product: chloroplastic import inner membrane translocase subunit HP30-1-like
Exons: 4
Coding region: 1-384 (127 amino acids)
Biological process (GO): protein insertion into mitochondrial inner membrane; protein targeting to chloroplast
Cellular component (GO): TIM22 mitochondrial import inner membrane insertion complex; chloroplast inner membrane
Molecular function (GO): transmembrane protein transporter activity
Source: RefSeq, a predicted model, not a curated record
AUGGUCAUGAUCGGCCUGGCAAGGCGUAACCCUCAAGUGCUAGCCCCACAGAGUCGAACUCAGCUUGUUCGUGAGUGUGCUGGGGUCUUUUCAGUAAUUUCCGCUGCAGAUUGUGGAAUUGAAUCCGUAAUGAAAGGAAUCAGAGGCAAAGAUGAUGUUACGAAUCGUUUGGUCUCAGGAUCAGGUGCUGGGUUGACAUUCUGUUUUGUGAGCAAAGGCUUGAAAGCCCGACCUGCACAGGCACUCCUCAGCGCUGCGGGUUUCGCUGUUAUCUCAGCAACAGUGUAUAAGAUGAUGAAAACAACCAAACCGCGCGACUUUUACACAGAGGCAAGAGCUAUGCUAGUAAAGCUAGGCCUUGAGGAAUACGAGAAGAACUUCUAG